AUGUUUUCUGGAACAUUUAAAGCCUUGUUAAAAACAGUAACAAAUUGCAAAACUAAAAAUGAAAGUCAACCAUCUAAGGAACCCCUACGAUUUCGAAAAGUUAUAAGAACAGCACUAGCAGUAAGAAAAUUUCAAAAACUUGAAUCGGAUAAAUUCAAGCGAUCUAUCGAAUGUGAAUUUGAUAAAACAGUUGCAAUUAACCAAUUAAAAUGUUCUUACAAGCAAGGCAAAUUAUUUCAUUUAGAAGAAUCGAAGAAAUUUGCAUAUUACAUACGCAAGUUCACAAUUACAUUCGACGAAUUGGGACAUGUGCAUACAAAUCUGUUAAAUCAAUUCAGUAAAUAUUUGAAAGACUUAGAUGGUAAUGUUGAUGAACAAGUUCAAUAUUUUCUAUGCUUAUCGUUAAAAUAUUUAACUCGAAAUAGCGAACAAUUGAUAAAAGAAAUCCAAUAUUCUGAUGUCAUCGAUUGGAUAAAACGACGUAAAGAUGAGUCUGUUAAGAGUCAACUUGUUUAUACAUUGGUUUAUAUGACUGAAAAAUCAACAUUAGACAACGAAUUAAUUAAUGAACUAAGUAGUUUGAUGCUAAAUAGAUUUGAUAUAAAUGAAGAAGCAAAAGGUUUUUUAUUAACUCGAUUAGAAAUCAGUAAAAGUGUUGACCACAAUGAUCAGCUAAAAACUGAGCAUCGAUUUAAAUCAGCAGAUGCACUAAAAAAUCGAAACAGAAUGCUAAACAUGAAAACAACAUUAGAAAAAAUUAAUACUGUAAAUGAUACAAUUGACGAUGAUAGAUCAAUGUGGAGAAGUACUUGGGGAGAAUGUGUUAAUUUUUACUCAUUAGUAGUAUCACAAGGACAAGCAUUAAAAAGUGAUGAUAAAGAUAAUUAUUUACCAAAAAAAUUAUUUGACUGGCAUGUCUGCCUUAAUAAAAAUGACCUAUCACACAGACCUUUAAGAAUUAGAAGGAGAAACAAAGUUUAUUCAUUUUUUAUUAACAGAAUGAUUGUUGCUACAUUGCUUCGAGCAUCAAAAAAGCAACAAUUAAAUAGUGAUGCUAUCGAUAAACUAAUGAUGUGUGCAACUGACUUAGAUUCUUUUGUUUCAAUUGCAUUGCAUUGUAACGAUGAUAUGGUAGACUUAGUUGUUAAUGUCAUACAUGAUGAUUAUGAUGAAUUCAAGGGAUUAAACGAACCGGAUACAGCAACUAUUUUUAUUAAGAAAAUUAUGGACAAAACAAUCGAAGUUGUUCCAGAUCAAGGAUGGAAAAUUCAAAAAUGUUUAACAAAUUAUCAAGAAAAUGAUGUUAAAUUUGCAAAAUUAAUAUUUCAAAUAAUGAACAUAGCUGAUUCAACUAAUGAAAUUGAUUAUAAAGAAACGUUUGAAGCAUAUAUCGAUGUUUUAGUACGUGGAACACGUGGAAACCAAGAGAUGAUAAUUAAUUUUCUGAAUAAUCAAGCCAGAGAUGCAAGACGAAGUCAAGAAUUAUUUACUGAUGAAAUACUUUCGAAAUUAAUUGAUUUGUUAAAUAGUGACAUCUAUGAUACUCAAAUAAAAGAAGAUAUUAUCGAGAUAAUUAAUAAUUAUUUAGAACAUGAAACAAACAAGGCUUUGAGGGAUGAACAUUUGAAAUUAUUGAUUCAAUACGUUAAAGAUUCGAGUAAUUAA
Messenger RNA from Didymodactylos carnosus, 1665 nucleotides. NCBI's taxonomy places the organism in Eukaryota, Metazoa, Rotifera, Eurotatoria, Philodinida, Philodinidae. The record is from the annotation of a GenBank genome assembly.